Molecule: messenger RNA, 8339 nt
Organism: Conger conger (European conger)
Lineage: Eukaryota; Metazoa; Chordata; Actinopteri; Anguilliformes; Congridae
Product: rho-related BTB domain-containing protein 1-like
Exons: 11
Coding region: 168-2357 (729 amino acids)
Biological process (GO): small GTPase-mediated signal transduction
Molecular function (GO): GTPase activity; protein binding; GTP binding
Source: RefSeq, a predicted model, not a curated record
GUAAUCUGUACCGCUCGGCGUAGAGGUGAAUAGAGAGAUAGGAAGAUGUUGCUUUGUGGCAGCUGAAUUGCAACAAUACAUCGCCUCGGGACGCACAUACCAGGCUACUGUUUCCAUUGGCACAUCGCUGUGUCUUGGGAUGUGGAGGGACCUGCGGGUGGAGUGGCAUGUGGGUCAAUCCUAGAACAGUUGGAAGGGCCCUCUCCAUGGAUAUAGACACAGACUAUGAGCGGCCUAACGUCGAGACGAUAAAAUGCGUGGUGGUGGGGGAUAAUGCGGCCGGCAAGACGCGCCUGAUCUGUGCCCGCGCCUGCAACGCCACGCUCACGCAGUACCAGCUGCUGGCCACCCACGUGCCAACUGUCUGGGCCAUCGACCAGUACCGCGUGUGCCAGGAGGUCCUGGAGAGGUCGAGGGACGUGGUGGACGAGGUCAGCGUCUCCCUGCGGCUGUGGGACACGUUCGGGGACCACCACAAAGACCGGCGCUUCGCCUACGGCAGGUCCGAUGUGGUGGUGCUGUGCUUCUCCCUGGCUAAUCCCAACUCUCUGCGCCAUGUCCGUACCAUGUGGUUCCCUGAGAUCAAACACUUCUGUCCGCGCACCCCCAUCAUCCUUGUGGGCUGCCAGUUGGACCUGCGCUACGCUGACCUGGACGCCGUCAACCGCGCCCGGAGACCCCUGGCUAAGCCCAUUAAGCCCGCUGACAUUCUGCACCCAGAGCGAGGCCAUGAGGUGGCCAAGGAGCUGGGCGUGCCGUACUACGAGACCAGCAUCGUGGCUCAGUUCGGCGUGAAGGACGUCUUCGACAACGCCAUCCGAGCCGCGCUCAUCUCCCGCCGGCACCUGCAGUUCUGGAAGUCCCACCUGAAGAAGGUGCAGAGGCCCCUCCUGCAGGCCCCCUUCCUGCCCCCGCGCCCGCCCCGGCCCGUGGUGGGCAUCCCGGACCCCCCCGCCAUCGACGGAGAAGGGCCCGACUCCCUCUUCUGCCAGCCCCUCUGCGCCGACGUCCUGUUCCUCCUCCAGGGCGGCGCCAUGCGCGUCUACGCACACAAGGUCUACCUGGCCACGUCCUGCUCCAAGUUCUACGACCUCUUCACGUUGGAUCUGGAGAGCUCGGGGGGCGACGCGGGCGAGGUGGGGGAUGGGGAGGAUGAGGAGGAGGACGAGCAGAGCCGCAGGGGAGCGAAGGAGCAGGCGGGCCGAACGAAGAGCCUGGACAUCGAUAAAGACAGCGAGAUUGGCUCUCAGGGGCCCAAGCGGCCCCUGUUGCUCCAGCAGGGCUCUUUAAGAACUUCUCGGAGCGCUAACGCUCUCCCGGCUCAGAGUCAGUGCGAGGUCGGGUCCUUCAGGACCGGCCGGGCCCUCUCAGGGUGGGGCCGUGGCUUCCUCAGUGUGUGUCUGGAGCAUGUGGAGGACCCCGUAACCGGGAGACCCAGGCUCAUGACCGUGGUGUCCAUGGAUGGCCUGAUUCAGAAAAGACCCUUCCAGGCUGUGCUGCAGUACCUCUAUACUGGUAGUCUAGACGAGAGCAGAGGGGAUCUCAUGCAGGUCGCCACCAUCGCUGAGCUGCUGGAGGUGUUUGACCUGCGUAUGAUGGUGGCCAAUGUGCUGAAUCACGAGAGCUUCAUGAACCAGGAGAUCACCAAAGCCUUUCACGUGCGACGAGCCAACCGCAUCAAGGAGUGCCUCAGCAAGGGCACCUUUUCUGAUGUGGUGUUCCGAUUGGAUGACGGCUACCUCCCCGCCCACAAGCCCCUCCUGAUCUCCAGCUGCGAUUGGAUGGCAGCUAUGUUCCGCGGGUCUUUCAUGGAGAGCUACGUCAAUGAGGUGUCUAUCCCCAGCACCAGUAGUGCCUGUAUGCGAGCGGUGCUGGAGUACCUGUACUGCAGCUGCCUGACGCCCUGCCCCGACCUGCAGCCCAUCGACCUCAUCGUGCUGGCUAACCGCCUAUGCCUGCCCCGCCUCGUCGCCUUCACAGAGCAGUAUGCAGUAGAGGAGCUGCUCCAGUCUCCCAUGAAGGGCGUGGACAUUGACGGACAGGUGCUGACAUACCUGGAGAUGGCUCAGUUCCACAAUGCAAAGCAGCUUUCUGCAUGGUGUCUGCACCACAUCUGCACCAACUACAACAGUAUCUGUCGCAAGUUCCCAAAAGAAAUGAAGGCCAUGGUCCCAGAGAACCAAAAGCACUUUGAGAAGCACCGCUGGCCCCCUGUGUGGUUCUUAAAGGAGGAAGACCGGUAUCUGCGCUCCCAGAAGGAGCGGGAGCGAGAGGAGGAGAUCCUCCGCAAGCAGCACACCAAGAGGGGCUGGUGUUUCUGGAGACACUCGUCUUCCUCUGCUCCCCACGUCUCCUGAGGCUUCGCCCUGGGACCCCCGCCACCCCCCCCCCCCCCACCCUCCCCUGCGCCCCCAGCCACGAGCAGAACCCCCGAGCCCACAGGAGCUCUGCCUGCCUCCUGCUUCAGGCGCUCGGGGUGCAGCUGUGCCCUGCCUGAUAGAGGGCACCUGGCUGACCACCGAUAACUGCACUCCGGGCUCUUUGGUCGAUGCUGUAUGACAGAAGCCCUGAGGCAGGAGCAGACCCCGGGGCCUCUUCAGCACUGCACUAGGGCUGGGCCUAGGCCUGAGGGUGCAAGGUGGAUAAUUCAAUGCAGAUGUUGUGAGUUACACUUGAUUUUAUCUGCAGUAUUAAGGACACAAAACAAUUGGAAACAAUCUUAAAUUCGAAGCUCUACAACUUUCAAACAAAAAGGGCGGCAGGGAUAUAAAAAAAAACAAGAGAAAUGACAAUGGAUUUUGAUUGGUUUUUGGUUGUGUCAAAACUGUGGUUGGAUAUUCUCAACCUUUCAGAAUUUGUGAUUUUUGAGGGGAAUUUUCUCACAGUUCAUUUCUUUUCACUUUAUCCCUUUAUUUUUCAUUUCUCAAACCCCUCCCCCAACAGAUUCCCCACAGCAGCAUAUCACUGUUUAUUUGAAUGCAAAAGCAUGGGUUGAAGAAUUCAGGACCAGAAGGUUAUUUCACACAUUCAAGGAGGCCACUAAGGGCACCCCGAAGAGAGGAAAUUGAGAGGAACAAAUGACGUCAGCGCAGCUUACACCCUGCGGACAUCCUGUAAUAGAUUUAACAUUAUGAGCCGGCUAACACACGAAGAGCUUGGAGGCAGAGGGCUAAUGCUUAUACCACUUCUAUGAGAGUGUCAUGGAACAGCUUUCAUCAAAGUGAGCAGGAUGCUUGUGGCUCUAUGCCUACUUGCCAGAUGGAAGGAUAAACAUGAGAAAUGUUUAAAAAGGUUGGAACUCUGUCUUCAAUUCAACCCUACCCCACCCUAUUUUGUGCCGAUGGUCUCGCCCUUAAGAAAAUACCACCUCUGGCGUGAAGAAACUUCUCUCAAGAAGCUGUCUGCCUUCUCAUUGACUCUUCCUUCCCUUGGCUUGAUUGUUCCAGAGAUUUCUGCCAGCUGUGCUUGGCGAGAUCCAGCUCCAAUAGCUCCUCCAUCCUGGCUGGCUCGUAUGCCGUUUGAUUCAAACAACUUUUUAUCUGCUGCUCUUUUUCAGGUUUUUUUUUAAAAUCAUACCCAAAAAUAAAGCUGUGAAGACUCUUUUUAACGAAGCACAAUGCGAGUUCUCCAUUUCCUCUUCCUCUCCACUGCUCCACCUGCCCCCCCAGAGAGGGACGUAGGGAUGCAACAAGAGGAGAUGAAGUUCCUUGACCAACGUCGCUGUAGUAUUAAAAUGUAAAGCUAUAUACUUAGGACUAAAACAACCGCCUUUCCAUGGGGGAGAUUCACUCUCACUCUAAUAUAAUGGUGCUCAAUAUUUUAUAAUGACACAGUCGUGUUUUCUGAAACAGUGUUUUGAUGUGCUGUGGACAUUUUUUUACUGGCCAUCUUCAUUAACCAUCUAUACCUGCAUUAUGCUAAUGCCUUCUGGUCCAUCAAUGUAUUGAAGCUUGGGAGUGUUGUGUUCAACUAAACUAAUUAUUUUUUUAGCCAUUUUUUAUGUUUGUUAUUCAGUCCACUUGCUAUUCAGUGGAAAAUGUAUAUUCACCACUAAUUCUUUAUCCAAUUAUUUGUUUUAUUACUUUCAUUGUAUACUCAUUAACCACAUGCGAUGCAGUUUUACAAUUAACUAAGGAAAUGUGUUGUAAUGUGUAGUUUGUAACGCAGAUGUCAGUAUUACAGCGAGCCCAGGUGGCUAUAUUAAAGUUCACCCUUCCGACUCCUUCUUUGGCAGGGGUGAUGGGCCCUGCAGGGCCAUAUCACACAUGCUUUAAUAAUCUCACCCGUAUGCCAGCACGUACAGGAUUUCACAUUACGAUUGUCUGCUUGAGUGUUGAAAAGUAUGUUUGUCAGAAAUCACUGCACCUUCGGGGUGGGAUUAUAGGACCACAGGGUUUGUGCAUUUGGAGUGGCGGUAUCUCAUGAGCAGGUUAGUGUGGAGGUUGAGGGAAGGUGCUCUGCUCUGUAUAGUAAGUCCUUAUAAUGAGUCCUCUGUGGGUAUUCCCCUCAGGACCUGGCUGGCUUUAAAAAUCAUUUGUUAAAAUUUGCGUUGCGGUGAGACUGGGUGGACAGCACCUCUUUGGUAAUGUUUACACAUUGUGGUUAGUCCUGGUAUUAACAGUGUUAACAUUGUGAAGUUUUGCAAAGGGAAACGCUGGGAUAUACGUACAUUGGGUGAGAAGUUUGUUGAUGAUUCUUGUGAUUAUACAAGUCUGAUAACAAAUUUUGAUGUAGCUAGAAGAUACUGAAAACAAAUUUUCCAACAUUUUUGGAAAAAGGAAAACAUGUUGGAUGCCCUGAAGUAGAACCAAUUGAAUGUUGGACAUUUUGUAAUUUUUUUAAUCUACAAAUUGCUGAAACAGUUUUAUUAUUUCAACUUAUAAUAUUUUCAUCCUUGCAUCUUCUGAAGUGAAAUUGUGUGAAAUUGAUCUUUCUCAUAAUAUUAGAGAAUGUCUGAGAAGUUGGUCCCUAGGGAAAGGUAAAAUCAAUGUGAUAAGAUAUGCUAGAUGAAUUCUACCAAGUGUGCCAGUUAAUUGAACUGAAUGUGAAAAAAAAUCCAAAUAUCCCUUGCCCUGCUCCUUCCUUAAUGUAGGCCAGCUUUACUGAGUGUUGUGGGUAGAUGGAAGAUUGCGGCACGUCUUGUAUUUCUGAGCUUAGGGUGUGUUCUCUAUCAGAAGUAAAGGAAAUUCACUUAAUGGAAGCUGAGGCAAAGCUUUACACUGGGAUACACCCAGUCAUAGCAGACUACAUCGCUGUGCUGUCCCUCACUGGUCCUGUGCUAUGUGGGCUUGUGGAUGAACUUUUACACACGAAUGUGGGGCCCUGCUCUGUGUCUUUCAGACACCCCAACACUUGCCAAGGACAUGUUCUUAAAAAAAAAACAAAAAAAACAUCUGAAAGUACAUUUUCAAAGCUUGAUUUCAUUUUUUCUACUAUUUUGAACAUCUGUACAGGGUUACUCACUGAAUGUUUUACGACUGUAUACGUGUAUGUUUUGUGUACAGUCAUAGAAUGUAGCACUAAUUAGUCGGACUGCUGGUCUGAGAUAAGAUAUUGUUUUGUGGGGCAUGGUCUGUGAACUGGAUGGCAAGGACAUUCUCUGAAGUGUAGUGAAAAAUAGACUCUCUUGACUGCAUUUGUCAUUAAGAGCUGAUGUUGUCAUUUAUUGAUUGAAAUGAUGGAGUGUUUAGAGUGGACAUGGAGCUCUGAUGUCUUGCAGUUGGACACUCUUUAACCAGUUGUAAUAAAAAUGUGGAGUGGCUUUAGAGUAGAUUGGAAGUUUCAUCUGGUUAUGGAGUUUUGAUAUUUGGCAGUUGUUGUUGUGUGUAUGGUGUCUUGUGGCAGGCUCCAUAACCAGAUUAAUUAGUUUAAAUUAGAUUCAAGUUUUUACAGCAUUUUGUGGUAUGAACCUGGAGUAGAGUGCACACCUGGCUAAGUGGCAUAGCUCUAACAUCAGUGCAUAUAGCAGACAGUGUGCUCAUGUAUAAGGGAGGGGGUGGAGGGAUGGAUUGGGGUUUUAGGCCCCUUUGCCUGUGUAGCUGAUGGUGAACCACUGCAACUCUCCUUUUGUCUACUUCACAUUUUCACCAUUUGUCUUCCAGGUAUUUGGUUCCAAUCUUUUUUUCCAAACAUAAUUAAGCACUUUAAUGCAGAUGUGGCAGGAACUUUAUCUUGAAAAUAUUUUUAAUAAAUUAUGUUAUUCCUCCACUCUUUGAAUCUGGAAGUAAAAGUGGGAGAUAAGAGCUAAGCAUUCUAAACACAGAACAUUACCACAUUUACCUGUGAGUUAUGAACACAUUUACCCUGUGAGUUAUGGUGAAGGCUUAAUUUAUAAGUCAUACUCCAGGUACCUCAGAAGGCUACCUUUGGAUUUAAAGUAGCGUGCAGUGAUAUGUGCAGAUUAUUUUGACCUUUGAAAGGGUUUGUGUGAGGGUGGGAAAGAUUGAGGUGGGUUCCCUGUGCUGUCAGCUGUGCGUUUAAAGCAUUGGUUCCCCCUCCGGUGAGACCCCUCUCUCAGCUUAAUUCUUUCGGACCGUGCUCCAGAGUAUGCAUCAGUGUGUGUUUUAUGGCGUGUUUUCCCAUGUCCUUAUGCUGUAAAGGGAGACCUCGGCCCCACCAUUGCAGCUGACGUGUCUCUCGUGUCUCAGCCCUUCCAUUUCCUGUGCCUUCUCUCUCACACCGUUGCCUGUCUCUGUGUCGUCCCCCAAGACCCACUACCUAGGGGAGGUUCCUUCCAAGUGCCACUACCUUUGAGUCUCAGGUGCUGGGGUCAGAUGGGCCUCCAACAAUCAAACACAGACACCUGCACACAAUUAACUGAUUACAGACACACAGACAGAUAGCUUGUCCACCGCUAGCAAAAGCAACGUUGGUCCGGUUAGUAUCACUCAGGUCGCAUGGCUGGGUGACACUCUAUUGUAGCAUCUUUCCUGUGAGCUUGGAUUGCAUUGGGAUUUUUGGGGCCAUGACUGCUCUUUUUUAAUACAGUACAGUGCCCACACUGGAAGCCAGCCUUGAUCCACCGCCAGUGAGUUCCUCAAAUUCAGUCUGCAUUUAAUUCCUGCAGUUCAAAUCAACGAGAAGCUUAUCACUUCUAGUUGUUUUCAGUUUAGUGCAAAUAACUAUUAUAUUGCCAUGCUUCCUCCAUACCGAUCAUAUUUUCUGUUCUAAUAGAAGCAAUAAUAAUAAUUCCUGAUCUCUUGUAUACAUUUCUGUUUAAUUUCAUACCCAAUAUUCACGUAAAUCAUGUUUCAAGUUGCAUGAUUUUCACAUACUGUCAGUUUGGAGUGCAGACCACCCCUAUUAUAGGAACAGUAUUUAACAGUAGUUUACUGUUAACAACAUCACAUGACUGAAUUGUCAGUGUUAUUAUAAAUGGAUUACUGUAGGUAUUAGUGUUCAGUUAUUUAUAUGUUCAGUUGGUCUUCAGUAGGAAAUAUUUCUUGUGACUGUAUACAGUAUUUUUCCUCUGUCGCUGGCUUUAGAGCUUACUUUGGAUUUUCCCUGGGAAUAUAUUUACUAAAAUGCAAGAAGUACUUCACCAGUACAUUUUAUUUCCAGGAUAUGCUUUUCAUGAGAUAUAUAGAUAACGUAUCCGAUCCCUAUAGCACACUUCUUUGCAAUUGCUUUCAAAGACAUUCAGUACCAUAAGCAAAAAUGGAUAAAUUCAUUAAAAAAUAUAUUUUACAGUUUAACCAGCUGCCUGGGCACUCUUAGACCUGAGUCUCCUCUCUUCAUGUGAGAAAUGUACACACUGAUUCUCAGUAACAGAACGAGGCUUUAUUUGAUUCAUCUCAGAGUAAGGAUGGCCUUAUUGUUCUUUAUGCGAACGUGAUUGUAAAAGCAGUCAUAUCUUCUGAUUAGGAAACUCAGAAGUGAGGCUUUUUUAUAGUCAUUGAAACACAAUUCCCUUAAAAUGCAGGGAAUUGUUGUUCAGACUGUGGUGUCUUACAGCGUCUCAGUACUGCAGCUGGUGGGCUACAGGGCUCAGAGCGAUAGAAGGGGUUUGAUUCUGUUCUGUGCGCGUUGUGUGACUUUUACAUACUCAAGCACUUUUAUUCCCUUACUCUUAGUAGAGAUUUUUUGUUCAGAGAAAUGAGAGGUAAAAAAAAACAACAACUGUAAAUCUGAAACCAGACAAAAAACAUUUAAGGGCUUUCUUAAAAAAAAUGUUUUGCUGCUUUUUGGGAAAAAACUUUUCAAGGUAAAACAUGUUUUUUGUAAUAUUUUCAAACCACUGUGAUUUGCACAAUAACUGAAAUUAUGAAAAAAAUGAAAGCGUAUUGCAAUUUCAGUAUUUUGAUGUUUUGACUUUAUUAAAACUUUGCUGAAGUCUUUGA